UUGCUCGAGAGCGCUCGUGUCUGCUGUUGUUCGUGUCUUCGAAGUGAAUUAUAAUUAUGUCUAAAGUGCGUUUUAGUUAUUUCAGAUUUCAGUCUCAAUUCAGCUUUGAUUCACGUAUUCGGAGAAAAGCAAUUAUGAAUUAGAUAAAUAUUUCUUUGUACAGACUGUAGUGUUAGCAUUAGUACGCCGUUCAUUCAAAUUUCAUUUGUAUCUCAUCUGAAAAUUUACCUAAAUUUGCUGUUACCAUCCGCGAAUUACGUAAGUUGUUUGUGACAAUGGAUUUUCGUCUCCCGUUGUUGAAAAAUCGUGACAUAACCUAACAUUCCUUCGCGGAUUAGCAGAGCAGCCAUGUUGCGUUUGCCUGAGGCCUGCAGAUGUCGAGUGACAGUGUCAGUUAUUUUGAGACAAGGGAUUGUCGGACGGCGGAUGACUUAUCGUCAGAUUAUACGAGACAAUUUUUGUUUGUUUGUUUAUUUAAUGACUGUGAGUUAGGAGGUUGGAUUAUUUACCCUCGAACGACAAUGCAAUAACGAAAAGUGAAUUGGUGAAGGAUGUGGAAGGAUCGAUUGCAGUUGAUAAGAACUGUGGAUCUCCAAAAGAGUCACAGGUUUGUGAUGGCCACUUCAACUGAAACAAACGAAGUCUUAAUCAUCAGCGGUUUCUGCGCUGUUGUACGGCGAAUUCAAUAAACCGGUUGAUAUCCGAGGCAGAGCCAAACCACGGCGAAAUCGAAGUUCGACGUACCGACACGGGCAAAAUGUGUUUCCCGCCCGUCGGCUGUGGGACGGCGGCCCGAGGAAGGUCCCACAUGUGGCCUAAUAGCCUCACAGCUGGGUGCAACCCGGAUGGCGAGCUCGCGUUCCCGCCUUUCAGCAGCCCCUGCGGGUCAGGGUCGACGGCCAGCAUGGCGUACCUCAAGUCGGCGCAGUACUCGGUCAACGGCAUCGGACUCGCCAUGCCGAGCAUGGACCCCCUUCACUCGGGGAUCGGCUAUCCAGCAGGUAAUCCGCGAAAGCAGCGUCGGGAGAGGACGACGUUCACCAGGGCGCAGCUGGACGUCCUGGAGGCCUUGUUCGCCAAGACGCGAUACCCGGACAUCUUCAUGAGGGAGGAGGUGGCCCUCAAAAUUAACCUCCCAGAAUCCAGGGUCCAGGUAUGGUUCAAGAACCGACGCGCCAAAUGUCGCCAGCAGCAGAAGCAGCAUCAGCAACAGCAGCAGCAGCAGCAGAACGGCGGCGAGAAGAACUACGGCGCCUAUUACACCAACAUGGACUACCUGAGCCCCGCAGCCACUGCCAUGUCGCACUCGCAACUCAACGUUCCGGUAAGGACGGGGACCCCGGUAGCCGUCAUCAAACUAAGUGCAUCAAGGUCACGGAAGGACUUGGUCGCUGUGCUGGAAGUUACCAGCGCAGCGUUGCCAGCUUCUGCUCGCCGCCACAUCUGGGCUGAGUUCCUUCGCCUGGUCUUCGAUAUUCGAGUUGCAACGUUGUACGAUUUUACUGUGACCUUGAAGCAUGCAGUUUGGUGGCGGCUGUCGGAGUUACAGUCCUGCAAACAUUUAGUUCUCCCUCUUAUCAGUGCUGGCUGCCUCAAAACAGGAUUGGCUGAGGACCAGUUGUUGCCAUUUGAAACAAGUUUGGAUACAACUUGGGCAAAGAGCAGAGAAGAGUCUUGGUUCUAUAAUUCAUCUGGAUGGGAUCGGAAGUGAAUAAGUGAACCGAUCUUUGCUUCAAAGCUGCAGAAAUGCCAAGGUACAAAUUAUCUGCUUUUCUCUUCUCGUGAUGAUCAUUCUACACAACGUUGCUGCAUAUCAACAAUCGACUGAAACUUGCACUCACGACAGUGGGCUUACAACAGAAACUAAUUAAUUACACACGUAUUAUCUGAAGUUUACAGCAAUUAACAUUACUAAAAUCUUCUCAGCCUAUCAGUCAUGUCAGUUGGUUAGAAAUUACAGGUGUUUUGGGAGCCAUCUCUGUCGCCAUCACGGACCUUAUGAAGGGGACAGAGAUGGUCCUUGAACUGUCAGUGAUUUUUAAGCAAGUGACAUGUCUGAUCACCUCAAAAGAUUUUGUUACUUUAUAUAAAAUAUAAUUAUAUAUUAACUUCAUAAUCGUUAACUCAGGCCAAAGAAGGGGGGGAGGGGGAAGCAGCGUUGUCUUUACAGUUCCUAGACUUGCAGCCAUCAUUUUGAAAGAAGUCACAUUGCCACCAAAUAUUUAAAGAAAAUGGAUUCAGUAAUAUUAAACACUAUUUAAUUUAAUGUGACUGUAUGUAGUCGAUGCCAACAAUUUUCUGAUUCUUCAAGAUUAAGAAAUCAGAUGAACUGCAACAUACAAAGAGCGUCCUCACAGCCCAGUGAGUAAUGAUUUCAUUCCUGGCUGUGGUAUUACAAUUCUUUUUAUUUUUGUACUAAUAACCAAUAUCCACUCAAUUUUUGUUCUGUGGUUGCCAGCAAGGGAAAAGUUGGAGCUUCAAACUGACCAUCACCACACCCUCACAUCUCCACUAAAGAACGGGACACUUUUAUAUGAUCAAAAGUAAACCUGCACAUAUCAACAACUUCUCAGCAGAGCUUGUAUUUCGCGCCCUAACUCUUUUCUGCGUGUUGGCCUCUUCACCCUAGCUGAAAAGUUUAUUUUCAAGAACUUACUUCAUCUCGGUAUUAAAAAAUACACAGCGACAGUUUCUUUUGUGAGCCCACAAAUUUGAAAAAUAAACAUCACGGUUGUUGGCGACUUCAAAAGUGCUGGACAGCCUGUUUAGGGACAGAUGGAGCCUCAUGACGUCUUACAGCCUUAUUCACAAUACAGCAUUCGGUAGUUGUGCCAAACAUGUUAACUUUGAAGACGGUGGUGUUUCGUGCAAAGGUGAACGAAGGUGUGAGGACAUGUUUUGAAAGGAGGAUUGUCCUGCUUCAAAUAGUGGUACGGGAUGAAUCUAUAAAUUUGUUUGAAUAUCAAAUAUUAUUUUAAUUAUUUGUUGUUAAUGUUUUAUCUAGUUGUGCCCAGUUUAUAAAAUGAAAAUUUGGUACUGAUAUAAAUGUGUAUAAAGUAUCAGAAUGGAUAUGAAUGAAGACAAUUAAGAUAAGUUACGUAUAAAUCGGUAUGUGUACGUAUAGAGGGUAACCAAACUACAUAUAGAAAAAUCAAAUAAGGACACGCUGUAUCAUUCAGUAAUUAUGCCAAACAAGUGUGUUUUAUGUCAUAAUACCUCAGACUGCCCAAUUAUUAAAUAUGUAGGUAAUUACAUGAUUUUAUUAUGUAAAUCUUAUAAUAUAGGCCUAUUAUUACACAAAAUAUCAAGAUUAAGCCAGGUAGGUAAAUGUUCUGUGAUUCAACUGAAACAGUUGACUUUUUACAUCGAUUUUAAGUGUGUAUAAUGCCCAUGAGUGAAAUCUAAUCCACGAAGUUAAAAAUGGUAAUCAGGUUAGACUGUUUAUGUGUCUCCAGAAUUAUUUGCAUUUUUGCUCAGUAAAACGAUGAAUCUUCUGUUUCUGUCCUACAUCGUGUAAGUACAGUGUAACCAAAUGUAAUAUAUGAACUGUAAUGUAAAAUAAUAAUAAUAAUAAUUUGUCAGCAGAUUCAGUCAUGGAA
This is a messenger RNA of Zootermopsis nevadensis, 3599 nucleotides long. Lineage: Eukaryota; Metazoa; Arthropoda; Insecta; Blattodea; Termopsidae. The record is from RefSeq and is a predicted model, not a curated record.